GGAGGGGGCUGUCUGUCUGGCAGUCUGUCAGCCUGUGAGUGUUGGAGGCUGAGCUCUGCUCACUGAGUGAGUGCUGCUGCUGCGAGUGAGCCUCCCCGGAGUGUGCUGCCUUGUCCUGGAGAGCUGGGCUGCAAUGGGAUCUGCCAUCAACGACUGUAAAACUCUGUAACGUUCCGCCCCAGCACACAAAUCAAAGGUCUGUACUCCGAUUCCUAGUUUUGUAUCCUAUAAUCUGCUUACCGGAGGAGCUGCCUGGAAGACGUCAUGGAACUGGAGAAGUUGGGUGAUCGGGAAGAUUCCCAUAUGUUAAACGGGAGUGUGUCUGAGAGUCUGAACACAGACAGAAUGACCCUGGAUGAAGGGUAUGAACCAGAGGAAGCAUUUGUUCCAGAACAAGAAGAAUUCCUGCCCCACAUACCGAGCCAAAAAACGCACUUCACAGAUUUUGACGGGAAAACCUCAUUUGGCAUGUCUGUGUUUAACCUGAGCAAUGCUAUCAUGGGCAGCGGUAUUCUGGGCCUUGCGUUUGCCAUGGCUAGCACCGGCAUCAUCCUGUUUGUGUUCUUGCUAAUCUCCAUUGCCGUACUGUCCUGCUAUUCCAUCCAUCUCUUGUUGAAGUGCUCGAGUGUGGUAGGUAUUCGCGCCUAUGAGCAGCUCGGACAGAGAGCGUUUGGAUCCGGUGGGAAGAUUCUAGCGGCUCUUAUCAUAACGAUCCACAAUGUGGGAGCAAUGUCCAGCUAUUUGUACAUCAUUAAGUCAGAGUUGCCUCUUGUAAUUCAAACCUUCAUGGGUCUGACAGGCAAUUCAAGCGAUUGGUACAUGAAUGGGAACAACCUCAUCAUUAUAGUCACUAUCAUCGUUAUUCUACCUCUUGCACUCAUGAAACACUUGGGGUAUCUGGGUUAUACCAGUGGCUUCUCACUGACUUGCAUGGUAUUCUUUCUGUGUUCGGUGAUCUACAAGAAGACUGUUAUUCCAUGCCCACUGAAUGCCACUGAGAUUGUGAACAAUACCAGCCAGUCAGUGGACGAAGACCAUGAGGACAUGUGUACUGCCAAGUUAUUCACAGUUAACACACAGACUGCAUAUUCAAUUCCGAUCGUGGCUUUUGCCUUUGUGUGUCACCCUGAGGUCCUGCCCAUUUACACUGAGCUUCGCAGGGCUACGAAAUCUCGGAUGCAGAAUGUGGCCAACGUGUCUAUAUUUGCCAUGUUCAUAAUGUACCUACUGACGGCUGUGUUUGGGUAUCUGACUUUCUAUGGUAACGUUGAGUCGGAGAUGUUACACACCUAUAUGAAGGUUGAUCCCAUGGAUAAACUGGUGCUGUGUGUACGCCUGGCAGUGCUGGUUGCAGUCACUCUCACUGUUCCGGUUGUGCUUUUCCCAAUACGAAGAGCAGUUCAGCAACUGCUGUGCCCCGGGCAGGAUUUCCGAUGGUGGCGUCACAUCCUUAUUGCCGUGGUUCUGCUGACAGCCGUCAAUAUUCUGGUCAUCUGUGUUUCAAACAUCAAGGAUAUAUUUGGCGUCAUUGGGGCCACAUCAGCUCCUAGUCUCAUCUUCAUCCUGCCUAGUAUAUUCUACAUCCGUAUUGUUCCCAAUGAGAAGGAGCCACUGUCAUCACGUCCAAAGAUCCAGGCUGCCCUGUUUGCGUCUCUUGGUUUUGUCUUCAUGAUAAUGAGCCUGAGUUUCAUCAUUGUGGACUGGGUGACGACGGGGAAGAGCAAUGUCGGAGGGCACUAACCUACCCCUGCCCCCUUUCUCCCCAUGGACACUGACAUUAGGAGAGCACUCCUGGGACCUGUGAUGUCACAAAGAGUAACCAUUGGUUGUGAGACCAGGAGCUGCUCACCGAUGGGGAGGGAGGGGCAGAAAGUCAAAUACAAGCCAUACGUGCCCUCACAUCCCGUCCAUGUGCUGCAGGAAGUUCUCUGGGGGGCGCAAUCAUACUACUGGCUGCUUCCUUGUCACCACAGGGACCACAUGUAGCACUAUGCAAUCAGCCCCCCAUAGCUUUGCUCUCUGUUGGGAAGCCAAGCUUGUCCCCUACCCCCUGUAAGCCAGCGUUUCAUCCAAUCACAGUGUAGCUACCUCACCAGCCCCCACCCCAUGGGAUAAGGGGUUAGGUAACUGCUCUCUACGAGAGGACACUGCAGCAGAUUUACUAGUACCAUGCUGCACUGUAUAGUGAUACCAAGUAUCUGUACACAACAGAAACCGCUUCAUCCUCUAUUGUUCCUGGUAUAAGGAGUGUAAAUCAUGGACUGUUUGUUCUGGGAAGCCCUGUCCGUGAGGACCGCUGGGUAACUAACUUCUUGCUGAACAGCAGAACUGACUGUUACAGGUCCAUGGUCAUACUCGACAGCUGUAUAGUGCAGCUGGUUCCCUGCUUUGGGGAGCCACGUUCCAUCUCUAUGAUCACUGUGAAAAGUCGGAUCUCCACACGUUGGGAACUCAUUGCGCCCCCUCCUGGGUUACACACUCCAAUGCAGUGUGGAGGGAGAAAUAUACUGUAUGAAGCCUGGCUCAGCAAUACAUAUUGUAAGCCAGGCAGGAAAAGAUUAAUAAAUUCUGUCAUUUUAA
Molecule: messenger RNA, 2580 nt
Organism: Pelobates fuscus (common spadefoot toad)
Lineage: Eukaryota; Metazoa; Chordata; Amphibia; Anura; Pelobatidae
Gene: SLC38A5
Product: solute carrier family 38 member 5
Exons: 17
Coding region: 265-1740 (491 amino acids)
Biological process (GO): serine transport; L-glutamine transport; glycine transport
Cellular component (GO): plasma membrane
Molecular function (GO): glycine transmembrane transporter activity; L-glutamine transmembrane transporter activity
Source: RefSeq, a predicted model, not a curated record